AUGCAUCAGGAGGUGCCAGGCGGCCAGCCAUUGGUGUAUCUAGACAGUGCAGCAACUUCGCAGAAGCCACUGCAAGUGAUCAACGCCAUGGAUGACUACUACCGGCGCUACAAUGCCAAUGUGCACCGCGGUGUGCACUAUCUCAGCAUGCUGGCCACAGAGGAGUACGAGAAGGCACGCGAGAAAGUAGCGCGGUUCAUCAACACAGCGCAGGGCCCGUCGGAGAUCGUGUUCACGCGCAACGCCAGCGAGGCAAUCAACCUCGUGGCGUACUCGUGGGGGCUCUCCAACCUCUCCCCGGGCGACGAAGUGCUCCUCACAGUCGCGGAGCACCACAGCAACAUCGUCCCCUGGCAGAUUGUAGCCCAGAAAACCGGGGCGGUUUUGAAGUUUGCGCCCCUGAAAGUGCCGGAGGAGGCGGAGAGGGAGGGGCAUGCGGCGGGCGCGGAGGUGGACUAUGAGCGGCUGCUGGAGAUGAUUGGCGCGCGCACCAAGCUCGUGGCCGUGCACCAUGUUUCCAACGUGCUGGGCUCCGAGUCCCCAGUGGAGCGGAUCAGAGAAAGGGCGCAUGCAGUGGGCGCCAAGGUGCUGCUAGACGCGUGCCAGUCGGUGCCGCACAUGCCCGUGGACGUGCAGCAGCUGGGGGUGGACUUCGCAGCGGUCUCCUCGCACAAGAUGGCUGGGCCCACGGGCAUUGGCUUCCUCUAUGGCCGAUCCGAUGUGCUCGCCUCCAUGCCGCCCUUCAUGGGAGGAGGCGAGAUGAUUCAGGACGUCUUUUUGGACCAUUCCACCUACUCCGAUCCCCCUGCAAGGUUCGAAGCUGGCACGCCAGCCAUUGCGGAGGCCAUAGGGUUGGGAGCAGCAGUGGACUAUCUGACAGCUAAGGGCAUGGAUAACGUGCAUGCAUAUGAGAUGCAUCUAUCAGAGUACCUCUACAAGCAGCUCUCAGCCGUUGAUCGAGUGCGCAUCUACGGCCCUCCUCCACCGUCUCUGCUCCCGGGAGGUCCGACUGCCAUCCAAAGGGGGCGGGUGGCGGCGUUGUGCACAUUCAGCGUGGAUGGCAUGCAUGCCACCGAUGUCUCCUCCUUCCUCGAUCAACAGAGGGGCGGUCGGCUGCUCUCCACACAUUCAGUGUGGAUGGCAUGCAUGCCACCGACGUGCCACCUUCCUGGAUCAACAGGUGUGGGCAUGGCAUGUGUAGCCCCUCCUCCCCACUGCCCCCCUUCCCCCCCCCCUCUCCCCCUCUGUCCACCCCCUUCCUUUCCCCCCUCUCCGCUCUCCCGUUGCCUUCUCUCAUUUCCAAUUGUUGCCAUUUUCAACAUAGAGCGGCUACUUGCGGUGGGCACCACUGUGCGCAGCAGAUUCAUGCCUCCCCCGCCCUCGUCUCCCCUUUCCCCUCUCCCUCUCUGCUCCCCAAACUCCGCCGUUUCAGCACGGAGUGGGCAUCCGCAGCGGGCACCACUGUGCGCAGCCCAUUCAUGCUUCCCCGUGCCUUCUCCCACCCUCCUCUCCCCGUUUCCCUCUCCCUCUCGUUUUCCCCAACCUCCACCCUUCCAGCACGGAGUGGGCAUCCGCAGCGGGCACCACUGCGCACAGCCCAUUCACCAGCAGCUGGGCAUCAAUGCGAGUGCGAGGGCGAGCGCGUAUGUGUACAACACAAAGGAGGAGAUUGAUGCGUUCAUUGUCGGCCUCAAGGACACUAUUGACUUCUUUGUCAACUUCUCCUGA
Molecule: messenger RNA, 1728 nt
Organism: Closterium sp. Naga37s-1
Lineage: Eukaryota; Viridiplantae; Streptophyta; Zygnematophyceae; Desmidiales; Closteriaceae
Source: the annotation of a GenBank genome assembly